Molecule: messenger RNA, 414 nt
Organism: Penaeus monodon (black tiger shrimp)
Lineage: Eukaryota; Metazoa; Arthropoda; Malacostraca; Decapoda; Penaeidae
Product: cylicin-2-like
Exons: 3
Coding region: 1-414 (137 amino acids)
Source: RefSeq, a predicted model, not a curated record
AUGUUUGUCCUAGAGAUUGAAGGAACUUCGAUGCACCAGCCACGUGGGAGCCACUUCAGAUGUGCAGACGAUGCUAGCAGACGACGCGUGAUGCAUUGGGAGAUCCAGACGAAGUCCAAAAGGGGUUCAAAAGGAGACCAAAAGAAGUUGGAAAAGGGUUCAAAAGGAGAGCAAAGGGGGUCUAAAAAGGGUUCAAAAGGGAUCGAAAAGGGUUCAAAAGGAGAGCAAAGGGGGUCUAAAAAGGGUUCAAAAGGGAUCGAAAAGGGUUCAAAAGGAGAGCAAAGGGGGUCUAAAAAGGGUUCAAAAGGAGACCAAAAGGGGUCUAAAAAGGGUUCAAAAGGAGAGCAAAGGGGGUCUAAAAAGGGCUCAAAAGGAGACCAAAAAGGUUCUAAAAAGGGUUCAAAGAGCCUUUAA